Messenger RNA from Cryptotermes secundus, 2953 nucleotides. RefSeq names its product facilitated trehalose transporter Tret1. Lineage: Eukaryota; Metazoa; Arthropoda; Insecta; Blattodea; Kalotermitidae. Gene Ontology annotation, molecular function: transmembrane transporter activity. Bases 305 to 2398 code for a protein of 697 amino acids. Gene Ontology annotation, cellular component: membrane. The transcript is spliced from 8 exons. Gene Ontology annotation, biological process: transmembrane transport. The record is from RefSeq and is a predicted model, not a curated record.
CAGUGGGGACCAGACGUUCAGUCCGCGUUCCAUUACCGCCGAAGGCACACGCACCGUCUGUGUUUCGCUUCCGAAUUGCGUUCAACCGCAGCGGGCACGUUGUCUGAACACUGUAAGUUCGUAUACAUCUGUCGGACCUUCAGGUCGUCUGUGUUCAUAUGUGAAGUAGUUGCAGUGAAGCUCGUGGUUUGGGGCAGUUUAAAACAGAGGAGCCUGAACUUCGAGUUUAUGCCGGCUGGACACAAAAGUAUUUUUGAUUUAACCAACUAAACCUGCUUCAAAGCUGUCCUUUCUCUUCAGGGAGAUGGCAGAGUCACGCGUGCCUGGAGGUGAUGCCAUUAUAACCACGGAGGAGGAGUCUGUGAAGACGGCUGGACGUUUCCGAACUGCGCUGCCCCAGGUGCUGGCGAGUACAGCCAAGAACAUGAUACUUCUGGAUCUCGGCAUGACGGUAGCGUUUCCAACCAUCGCCAUUCCGAAGCUACAGAACACCACGGACCCUUUGGCGUUAAACAACGAGCAGACUUCGUGGUUCGGAAGCAUCAUGUACAUCUGUCAACCGCUGGGAAGUGUUCUGUCCGGUAUUGUACUUGAGCGCUUGGGCCGAAAGAAAUCUUUGAUCCUUGUCAACUUUCCUCACAUCGUCGGCUGGUUCAUCUUCUGCUUUGCCAGUUCGGUGCCAAUGCUGUACCUCGCAGCCGUCAUCAUGGGACUCGGCGUCGGGUUUGUGGAGGCGCCCGUCAUCACUUACGUCGGAGAGAUCAGCCAACCAAAGCUGAGAGGCGUUCUGACUUCAUAUUCAGGCAUAUUCGUACAGCUGGGCUUUAGCUUUGUGUACCUGCUGGGUUCUCUGACGCACUGGACGACGGCGGCCGGAGUCAGCGCUGCUGUACCCAUCGCCGCAGUGAUCGCAAUAAGCCAGGUGCCGGAAACACCAAUAUGGUUACUCUCUAGGGGCCGUUUCGAAGAGGCCGAAAGGUCGCUGUGCUGGCUCCGGGGAUGGGUCCCUCCAAGCGCCGUCAAGAAAGAAUUCAACGAUCUGGUGCUUUACUCCGAGAACAUUAAGAAGCUGAAAGACGAGCCGUACAAGACAGCGGAGAACGAAGGCGUCGCGACGGCGACGGACGUAUCCUCCAGAGAUAGCGCCUUCAAGAGGAAAUUACGGGAGCUGUUGAAGCCACAGACAUUGAGACCUCUCUCAUUGGUUCUCAUGUUCUUCUUCUUCCAGCACUCUUCAGGUUUCACUGCAAUGCGACCCUACAUGGUUCAGGUGUUCGAGGAAUUUGGACUGCCCAUAAACGCUUACUGGGUCACUGUAUUAAUUGGCGUGGUUGGUCUAAUAGGCAACGUGGUAUGUAUGGUAGGAGUGGCUUGGUGGGGUAAGCGCCCAUUGUCGCUCGUCUCAAUGGCUGUAGCGUCCAUGGCGGCCCUCCUUCUGGGAUCUUACGCCUUUGCUGUUAUCUCGCCAGGAGAAGUGGCUACAGCCGGCACGCGCCACGUUGCUUCCUGGGCACCCCUGACCUUAUUCGUGGUCUAUGCGUUAAUGCAAAGCAUCGGAGUGCUCCCUGUUCCCUGGAUGAUCCUCAGCGAGGUGUUCCCCUUCAGGAGCCGCGGGCUGGCAAGUGGAAUAGCAGCGGCUGGUUCCUACAUGCUGGCAUUUCUGGCCUCCAAAACCUUUCUGUCUGUGAAUUCAGCACUUAGCCUGCACGGAGUUUUCUGGCUGUAUGGUUGUCUUGGUUUCGUCGGAUUCUUUGUCAUCUACUGGACAUUCUCGGAGACAGAAGGGCGGAGUCUGGAGGACAUCGAGGAGUUUUACAAAAAAGGAAUGAGAGGUAAAAUCCCGAAGAAGAAACAGAUCAUAGGCGAAACAUCAAAAGAACCAUCCAUAAACUUUAGUCCUUCUACAAGUUCCGUUGUAAUAGAAAAGGGGAACGGGGUUGACAGUAAUGAUGAAGACAGGAUGAUAAAUAACACACUAUUCAAAACCCAGAGUUUAAGAAACAAGGCAAGCAAAUCAUUUUCUAGUAAUGAUGUAAGCAACGGAGCUGGAACAAGCACAGAAACUUUGGACACCGCGUUUACAGCCUCUACAGCUGAUCUGCAAGACCGGAUGCCCUCCACUGCAGAUGUAAGCAAGAAGAGUGAAGAGGCAGAAGAGACGCGUGAAGAAACGAAAGUUAGGGAAGAGAAAUGUAAGAAAGAGAAAGCGGCAGAAGAGGAAAUAUCCGAUGAAAUAAAAGAGCUAGAAAGAACCUCAAGUGAACCUACAACAGGGGAAGUCAGAAGUGGCAAAAACAAAGUAACAGACGAAAGUAACGCUAAAAAUGUUGAAAACUACAUUAAAGAAAAAGUGGAUGUACACAAUGAGGCAGAGGUGGAAGAGAGGACACAAAUGUGAUAAAUUUAAUAGGUAAUUUAAUUUUAUGUUUGUUGAUAUUAUUUUUGUUGGAAAGAAACGGAGAUUUUUAUUGAGCAUUCUCAUUAGUAGUUUUGUAACAUCUCGACGCCAGGGUUUCACAGCAGUGGACUUCGCUCACAUCGUAAGUAAGUUCACGUGCGUAACAGAAUUCAGUUCUGGCUCUGGAUUACGAAUGUAUUUAUCAUUAGACCUAUGAGUCUCAAAGAUUAAACCCUAUGGCCUGAAUUGUCCCGGUUUAUCCGAAUUUUAAUUUCCGGUUAUGCAAUGUCGCCUUUUUAGUUUUCCAUAUUCUUUUUUAAAGGUUAAAUAAGACACACAAAAAUGUCUGUGAGUGCUUACAAUAUAAAUGAAAAUAUCCAUCCAAAUAUACACUGACUAGUUAAUUAAGAUAAAUUUCCAACAGAUGUCGCAUGUUGUCAGAAAUAUUUAUGAAGGUCGAAAUUUUUGACAUUUAUAGGGUUAAUUUUUUUAAUUCGCUUAGUGGGGGGUGGAGUCCAACUGGGUCCACUCGGCACGGCGCCCACCGAUUGGCCU